Messenger RNA from Patella vulgata (common limpet), 2115 nucleotides. RefSeq lists its product as uncharacterized. The transcript has 2 exons. The record is from RefSeq and is a predicted model, not a curated record. Lineage: Eukaryota; Metazoa; Mollusca; Gastropoda; Patellidae. The coding region runs from base 171 to 2093 and encodes 640 amino acids.
UUAAUUAGUUAUGGUGAAGUGUUGUGAACAAUAAAAUGUGUUAUGUCGUAUCUAUAGUGUACGGAUGACUAAAGGCAAUAUCAAUGCUUUGUGAGGAAAAAUAACAAAGAAUGUGUUAGAUAUCUGGUCUGCUGGAUAAGUCAGUGAAUAAUAAUACUGAUAUAGACGAAAUGAGCGUUAACUUCGGGAAUAACACUACCAAUGGUGGAAUUAAAAAUACGUAUUUUGAGGGAAAUAGAUUUCCCUGGUUACCGUCAGUAUUUGUGGCAGUUUCGUUACUGGUUUUCUUGGGAUUGUCAUUUGCUAAAUAUCAUCGAAAGGUUUCUAAGAAAAGGCAAGCCACGUUGGAUUAUAUGCUUGUUCAUUCUCGAAUGCUACGACGUCGAACACUGGCACCGCUUUGUAAUACAUAUUCCAUCAGCAUUAAGGACUUGGCAUCGUCUGUGAGAAUAAGAGUACCGAAUGCGUCUGUAUGUCUAAAGAGUGUUGAUUCAUUUAACUAUAACAUGACCAGCAUGGACAGUAAUGAUUAUGUUAAUAAAGAAGACAAUGAACCAUUUACGCCAUAUUUUGGUGCAACAUUAAAUGAUUCAACAAGCAGUAAAUUUCUAGACAGUGCACUAUCAUUCAGUGGAAGUGAGUGGGACUACUCUCAGUCGAAAAGUCCCCGACCUCCUCGAUUUAAUCUUUCGGGUAUUCACAGUGACGAAAGCUACGAUAAGAACAGGAUAAAACGAAAACGAUGGAGACGUAGCUUUUCCUUAGAUGACUAUUGGCUAGGCAAUAAAAAACGAUACCAUGCCCUGAAUCUCAUGGAUGAUUCAUUUGAUACUGGAAUGAACACUAGUGAUGACUUGUAUCAGUGUUCUAACGAAACGGGUUCACAACAUGAAAACACGUAUUUGACCAACGCUAAAAAAAUCCCCGAAGACAGUGUUUUAUUAAACGAUAAUCAAACGAGUGAACGUGACAGUUUUAUUAAUAUCAAAACACAAAGGCUAUAUCAGAAACCCUGUAGACCAAACCGACAACAAAAACUUGUCGACAAACGAAAACGUCUCACAAAAAUCAGGCAUUGUGGAAAUGCUUGUCAAAACUGUUCAGCGCCUAUUAGACAGGAUGCCAACGAAGACAACGAAUUAAAUAUGGAAACUACACUGGCGAGAAGAAUGGAAAAAUUAAAUCCUGUGUCAUACAAAUCAAAGUCGGUGAGUUUUGAAACGAGAACAUUUGACAAAGGUGCAAAUGUGCGAAAACGUAUAUGUGAUAUACGAAGCGAUUCUGCGCCUAGCACCAGUGUUUCUCAUACUUUAAUACUUUUCAGUCACCAACACAAAAAUGAGACCGGCCUUGCCUCGGAUUUUUUGCCAUUUGAGGAGAAUUCCAAACUCACGGCUAGCAAUACACCCAUUUCCACCAGAAGCAAAAGAAAAAAGAUCUUUGCCCACCAAAAGAAUGUCGAUCUUAACAGCUUAGAAUUGCGCGUGGUUAAUGAUAUGAAUUUUGAAAACGCGGAAGGCAGCAAAGCAAGUAAGGCCAUCUUUAACCAAAAUGGUUUAAGCAACGAAAUAAUCGGUGAUAAAAAGAUAACAUUAGAUAUUUCUAAUCAAUGCCCUAUAUUAUUCAUGCUACAUCAAAAUUUGAGGGAUGCAUCUCGACGGGCAUUAAUGAGUCCUAGAUCACUUCAGUGUAAUUCAAGUGUGGAGUGUGCCAGUUCUGUGACGAUGUCCCAAGGAGAUAACAGUGCGAUUACGAUAAAUAACAAUGAAUUAAAAGACUGUUAUACUGACAAGAUAUUAAUGGAUUCUGCAGCAGUUAAAAAUACGCCAGAAUGUUCAGAUAACUUACAAAAUUCUUCGAGCAACAGAAACUUCACGAACGGUUUGAUCAAUGAUGCAUAUCUUUGGUCACGAAAAUCAUGGAAGAUGUAUGCCGACAGGAAGAAACAGGAACAAAAACGAUCAUCAGAAAGAACAAACCCAGAUGUGAAGGGUGAGAAAAAGGGGGAGACAGCUAAAGUAGAAAAAAGUGGAAAUACAGACAAUGAUAUAUUUUGGUUAGAUGUACAUGAUGGUGAUGACACCAUGGUAUAAGCCGUGGUACUGGAAAGUGGUU